Messenger RNA from Betta splendens (Siamese fighting fish), 3843 nucleotides. It is a transcript of the gene kcnd2, whose product is annotated as potassium voltage-gated channel, Shal-related subfamily, member 2. Gene Ontology annotation, biological process: potassium ion transmembrane transport; protein homooligomerization. Gene Ontology annotation, molecular function: protein binding; A-type (transient outward) potassium channel activity. Bases 566 to 2473 code for a protein of 635 amino acids. The record is from RefSeq and is a predicted model, not a curated record. Gene Ontology annotation, cellular component: voltage-gated potassium channel complex; membrane. The transcript is spliced from 6 exons. Lineage: Eukaryota; Metazoa; Chordata; Actinopteri; Anabantiformes; Osphronemidae.
GGGGGGGGGGGGGGAGCACCGCGGGUUUCUGCCCUCUCUAGCAGCACCUGCGUGUCAGGGCAGCACGCCGCCGUAGACCCACUUCCACCGAACACUUCUCGCUUCCUCGCCGCUGUGGGGCUCAGUUCGGCUCCUCUGCGCUGCGCCGCCGUCGCUCUCCCGAGGACGCACUUGAUGCAGCAGCUGCUUCCUGCGGGACAACUCCGGGAACCGGGAGACUGGAGCGGAGGAGCCGGAGGGGGACAUGCCUACUGCUGCUCGGUGGCACCGCGUGCUGAUGUGGAACGCGGGGUUAUCCUGACGCCUUCUGGACUUGUUGCUGCAAGGAGGAAACGGAACCAGCGGCUUUUUACGCGAAGUUCCUCUCUUCUGCGGAGCUCAGACCGUCCACGCUGACGCGCGCCGAGCAGUGCGCGGGACCCACUCAGCUGCGUCCAGUCCGUGCGUAAAACCAAGCCAACUGAAUUCAGCUGUUUCCCGGCGGCGGAUGCUCCGUGGACGCUCCGCUGCUCCGUGACGCUUCGUGCAGAGCCUCUCAGAGCCGCAGGACCGGCGAAGAAGCAGGAUGGCGGCAGGAGUGGCGGCGUGGCUGCCGUUCGCGCGCGCGGCGGCCAUCGGCUGGAUGCCCGUGGCCAGCACCCCGAUGCCGGUGCCGCCGAGGGACAAGCACCGGGACCACGACGCGCUCAUCGUCCUCAACGUGAGCGGCACGAAGUUCCAGACGUGGCGGGACACGCUGGAGCGGUACCCGGACACCCUGCUGGGAAGCACGGAGCGUGACUUCUUCUUCCACGAGGAGAGCAACGAGUACUUCUUCGACCGCGACCCGGACAUCUUCCGCCACGUCCUGAACUUCUACCGAACCGGGAAGCUGCACUACCCGAGGCAGGAGUGCAUCUGCGCCUACGACGAGGAGCUGGCGUUCUUUGGCAUCAUCCCGGAGAUCAUCGGGGACUGCUGCUACGAGGACUACAAGGACCGGCGGCGGGAGAACCAGGAGCGCCUGCAGGACGACGAGGAGAUGGACCCGAACAACGAGCUGAUCACCGCCGACAUGAGCUUCCGCGAGACCAUGUGGCGGGCAUUCGAGAACCCGCACACCUCCACCAUGGCGCUCGUCUUCUACUACGUUACCGGCUUCUUCAUCGCGGUGUCGGUAAUGGCCAACGUGGCGGAGACGGUCCCGUGCGGCGGGGCGCGGAGCCGCGUCAAGGAGAUGUCCUGUGGCGAGCGCUACGAGCUGGCCUUCUUCUGCCUGGACACCGCGUGCGUCAUGAUCUUCACGGUGGAGUACCUGCUGCGCCUCAUCGCGGCGCCGAGCCGCUACAAGUUCGUCAAGAGCGUGAUGAGCAUCAUCGACGUGGUGGCCAUCAUGCCCUAUUACAUCGGCCUCGUCAUGACGGACAACGAGGACGUGAGCGGGGCCUUCGUCACCCUGCGAGUCUUCAGGGUGUUUCGUAUCUUUAAGUUCUCGCGGCACUCCGCGGGACUUCGCAUCCUGGGCUACACGCUGAAGAGCUGCGCGUCGGAGCUCGGCUUCCUGCUCUUCUCCCUCACCAUGGCCAUUAUCAUCUUCGCCACCGUCAUGUUCUACGCAGAGAAGGGGUCCAGCGGCAGCAAGUUCACCAGCAUCCCCGCAGCCUUCUGGUACACCAUCGUCACCAUGACAACGCUGGGAUACGGCGACAUGGUUCCAAAGACCAUCAUGGGGAAGAUCUUCGGCUCCAUCUGCUCUUUGAGCGGCGUCCUGGUCAUCGCCCUGCCCGUUCCCGUCAUCGUCUCCAACUUCAGCCGGAUCUACCACCAGAGCCAGAGAGCGGAGAAGAGACGGGCCCAGAAGAAAACCAGGCUUGCUAGAAUUGGUGCAGUGAAGAGUGGAGGGGCUCAUGCUUAUUUGCAGCACAAACGCAGCCAGCUGCUGAUUGGCCCAGAUGAGGAGGCGUCAAAGGAAGCAGGACAGUCCCUGGUGUAUAGAGCCAACCCCACCUUCGAGGUGCAGCAUCAUCACCUGCUGCAUUGUCUGGAGAAGACAACGAACCAUGAGUUUGUGGAUGAGAAAACAUUUGAAGCCAGCUGCAAGGAGGUGGCUCUGGUGAAGCAGGUGUCUCGGUCUUCAUCCGUGUCCUCGUCUACCUCACCACACGGCCUCAGCUCCUGCUGCGCCCGCAGAAAGAGGAAAGGCUUCAAAGUCUCCAACUCCCACACGUCUGUGGGUCAGCAGGGCAACGUCCAAGAGCUGAGCACCAUCCAGAUCCAGGAGGGACCUGUGACCAACAGCCGGUCCAGUCGGUCCAGCCGAUCCAGUCUAAAUGCCAAAUUCAAGGAGGCGCUUCCUCUGAACUGUGAGCAGCCGUACCUCACCCCCAUCGCCAUCAGCAUUCCCACGCCGCCCGGCACCACACCCGAAGGGGACGACUCCACCAGCUCCACCGACUGCUCCCGGGCCGACAUCAUCCGGGUGUCGACGCUCUAGAGAAAGGUGCGGUCCAGCUCCGAGAUGAGACUGAUCACAACUGAUGUGGAAUCUAACCCGUCACCCGUGGCAACACAGAUGCUGAGGCAGCUUCUUGUCCGACUGGUCUGUAAGGUUCUGGUCAAAGGAUGGAAGGAGGGGAAACAGCUGGUCACCAGUCGGACCAGCAGAACCCGCUGCUGAGCAGCUGUGUCGUCCGCUCUGUCUUCCAAAGCCAAACGUUAAUAAUAUCGUGUCUGCUUCUGUUCAUCGAACUCUUCAGGUAAAAGGAAACCGACUCGUCUGUCGCUGUGGCAGCGUGUUCAGGACUGGGUCGCCUACAUGUUUGUGGUUCUGAUGUUUGUUUAACAGCUUCUGACUCACACAUGUUGAACUGUUCCUGUUGUUCAGCUGCAGGUCAUGUUUUUAGGAAUAAUACACAUUUAAAUACAGGAGAAAUGUGCUAAGUUUCAUAUUCCUUUGAAUAUGCACUUCGUAGAAAUGUGAGAUGACUUUGUGCUUAUUUUUAAACUUCAUAUUUUUUAUUACAGUUUAAGCAGCCAUAAAUCCUCUCCUGCAUGUGAUCAGUGUUUCGUUGGUAGUUGUGUUUAUUGGUGUAUUUUUCCGUUCCUUCAUCUUCCAGUUCGGACCGUGUGCUGAGCGCUGCAUGCUGCGCGUCUAGGUCUGAGUCACUUUGUCAAUCUUAUCUUCAGGGACUUUUUGCUUCUGGACUAAACCCGAACCUGAAACCAUGUUCGGUGCAUUUGAGUGCAUGGACUGUCAUCCUGCUCAUCAUGUGUCAGUCCAAAUGACAUCUGAGGAAGCGACGUGGUCUGGAGACCUUCAUGAACUGUGGCCUGUUUCUGUCUGGGUCCGUUAUUGGUUUUUAAACCUUCAGUGAAGAUUCCUCAGAACCAUCAGUAUCUGCCCGGGGGGUCCGACCCAAGACCUAAUACAGACAUGUUCAACAGACACGUGUCGAUACAAAGACCUUCUCAACCAUCUCAUGGCUGUUUAUGCACAUCUGGAUUAUGGACCUGAGACAACAGCACAUCACAAAUUUUAGGUUCAGACACAGGUUUGUCCCUUGUUCUGGUCUUUAGGCGACCUCGAGUUAUGUUUUUGAGCCCGCUGGGUCAGGACUGCUGUCUGGCUGUUGUUACUGUGAUAGCUGUCGUGCAGUGAACCUUUUGUUGGGUCCUGGUAUGACGUGCAUGUUUGCUCUGGUUGGCCUUGUGUUGGACAAGCUGAGGCGAUGUCACAGUCACAAUGAGUUUUUUUUGUUUAUUUAAAGGUUUUGACUUGUUAAGGAUAAUCUAGAAAACAGAAGCAUCCUUUUCGUCUGGUGCCGUAUCUGAAUAAAUAGAUUAAACUUUGUCCCACUGGUUUAA